Molecule: messenger RNA, 4173 nt
Organism: Actinia tenebrosa (Australian red waratah sea anemone)
Lineage: Eukaryota; Metazoa; Cnidaria; Anthozoa; Actiniaria; Actiniidae
Cellular component (GO): cytoplasm
Molecular function (GO): protein binding
Source: RefSeq, a predicted model, not a curated record
UUACAAGUGAACUUCCUUAAUCAGUGGCUUGUCUGAAGCGACCAUUCCAUCGAACCACGGAACAAUUUUUUUUUCAAAAUAACAAAGUUUUCUUACUAAAAUUCGAUUCUUGGUACCGUCAUCCCCAGCACGUCUUCUGUGGAAUGAGUUAGACAUGGAGUAAACACCGAUACGUGGUCUAAGGCAGAGCUUCCAGGGCUUUGAUCUCAACAAGCUGUAGCAGGCCUACGGUUUCAUGCAUCAGUAUGUUAGCAGAUGGUUAAAGCCAUGAAUGGCCAUGGAAGAAGAAGAGAGAAACUUUUGCGCUUUGGUUCUACUUCUGCUACGAGUUGGAGCUCCCUGCCUACGUGUUUUCUUCAAAACACAAUGGGAUUCAACAGGACGAAGUGCAAGACCUUGGACCGAUACUACUCAAAAUGGAUCUGACUUACUACGGAUAUUUAAGCCGCUCCCAUACGAGAAAAACAACGUAAAAUCAGGUGACAGAUCAACAUGGGACUURUCUCUAGUCAUAAAKGUUCUCCUCCAUUCAAGSCYACCGUUUGUUUYGACACCAGAUUUAGUGUUAGCGCUUGAAAAGCUAAGAGAAUUAAGAAACAAGCUGUGUCAUGCGACUACUCCAAGAAUUAAAGGGAGCGAUUUUGGAGGAUUUUGGACUGACGCGUGUAAUGCAUUGACUUUAUUUGGUGCGAAAUCUAAGGACUUCGACAAGGUGAAAAGAGAUGUUCAGAGAUCUCCGAGAUUCUUGCUACCAGAGCUAAAAGGGUGCGCGAAUCAAGAGAGGGACAUUCUGUCACUAACCACAAGACAACAAACAACAAAAGAUUUCACAGACAGGUUAAAAUCAGCAAUAAAACGACAAACCGACAACUUUUUGCCCAGGACGGACAGGAAGAUCAGAACUGAUGACAUCUUUACAAACAUGACCAUUCAAUGCGGCCCAGAGUGCUWUGCUCAAACGGAAAGAGAAGAAAGAAAUGGUAGAAAAAGAGAGUACAAGGUGAAAUCAAGAAUAACUUUGCUGRAAAAAUGCUCCGAAAUCUUUAUUUGUCCACGACGACACGACCCCAAAUUCCAAACGAAAGGCUCCAAUCCCAAAUUCAUUCUACUUAUUGGAAAAGCAGGUAUUGGAAAAUCUCUCUUUUGUCGAAAAAAAAUUCGGGACUGGGCAGAUGAUAAGUUGUUUGAAGAAGAGGAAGAUGCCAAGUCAGCCCCUGAUUUUAGGUUUGCAUUUUUGUUGACAUUCCGUCAACUUAAUUCUCUCGGGGACAAAGCACUCACUUUGAAAGACGUCUUGAAGCACUCGCCGAUACUGGAUGACCACUCGAUUAUCGGKAAUGAUGUGUUUGAAAUAAUAAGUAAAGAUCCCGAGAAGGUGUUGAUAAUGCUUGAUGGAUAUGAUGAAUAUGCUCAUCGUGGAAGCAUUGUUGGACAUUUUGAAGCAAAUUACCAAAACGAUCCGAAUGAAGAGAUGYCUGUCCCCGCAUURAUUGCCAAGCUUUUGAAGRGAAAAAUUUGGAAAAAAUCCGUGGUCCUAGUAACUUCAAGGCCUGGUGAAGCCAGCUCAUUGGAAGARAAUGUCAACUUUGAUGCUAAAGCCGAAAUAAAGGGUUUUUCUACCAGUCAGGUUCUGGGUUAUGUAAAAAAGUAUUUCAUGCAUAAUAAAGGUAUGAAAAAUGCAGUACUUGGUCAUGUCAGAGGAAAUGAAAACCUCGUACGUUUUGGUCACAUUCCUGUUAUGUGUUACUUGAUGUGUUACUACAUGGAAUGGCAGRUUGGCAAGUCAAACUUGACAAAACUACUACCAAAUACCAGAACUGAUCUUUACCAUAAAGUCAUUAAAGAGUUUAUCAAAGAAAAUCAUGCUCACUUGAAAUUCAAGCAGGAAAAAACAGAAGAAGAGCUUCAGGAAAUAAUAAGUAAGCUAGCAGAGGUGGCAGUAAAAUUAACAGAAGAGAAGAAGUUCUCAUUCAGCAAAGAUGACAUGCAGAAGUUGGGUAUUUCCAAAGAACAAAUAGCCGCUCUUGAAGCAAGUGGACUUCUGGACURCUGGCCYUCAUUUGUUAAUAARUCUCAACAUCCUUUUCAAGUGCCACUAGAAUACAMGUUUACACAUUUAACUAUCCAGGAAUACCUCUCUGCCUUCGGCUAUGUAGAGAAGAAGAUGAUACCUGAGAAAGACAAGACCACAAACAUGACACUCGUGUUCAUAGCCGAAAUGCUGUCCACAAAAAAGGACGAUAAAAARCUUUUGAAAAWGUUGCUCAAAGCUAUCGAACCAGCCGACAAGAAUGAUGAUACAAACAGGCUACUAACGUUAAACUGUUUGCAAGGAUUUGGAGAUAAAGAACUCGCCGCACAAAGAAUUGCAGAGCUCUACGAGAAAUUCUGUAAUSGAAAKGGAUGGAUAGUCUUCAGUGAUGUAACCGAUAUGGAUUGYUCUUCCAUAGCUUAUUUGUUUAGUAUCAUCAAAUCCCUGAACGACGAAUCAAAUUACAAACAGACGAAGAUAUUCAAAAGGUCUUUUCUUGUCAACACGUUGUACAUUUUAAAUUCUACUUUAGCGACUUCAGGAGUUCGAUCUAUCUGUGACUCAGUCGUUAACUCUACAGUUACUGAGUUAGAUUUGAMCUGCUGCGGACUUGACGAUAGUCACUGUGUUGAAAUAAUAAAAGGCUUGUCGCAAUCCAAGGUAACAACCCURAAUUUGYCCUACAAUCAUAUAACAGGAGAGGAUAAAACAGGUAUUUGUCGAGCUUUAGAAAACUGCAGUGUAAAGAGUGUUAACUUGUGUGGCAAUAGGCUUACUGAGGAAUGUAAGAAGUUUCUUUCAGAUAGAUUGAGAAAACACAGACCAAACCUCAGGUUAGUUUUAGACUGAGUCUCAGACCUGUAAAGUAAUAUUUUAGUAAUACCUAUAUACGAUAUGGACGGCUCGUCUGCAAGGACAUUAACCGAGUGCGAGUUGUCAGGUAAAUAUUGUAUAUUGCUUAUCAAAUUCCUAGGRGUAURCACCUYAGKAYAUCAAAAAAAAAAAGGUUGUCAGUCGGAGAUCUGAAAUCUGAGACCGAAGUGAAUUGUGUGUUGUAAGCUGUGAUUUUUUUCUUUUUUUUUUAGCAGUUACUAGCAACAAGUWAAUAUCUAAAUAUGCCAACUUUGAGCUAUGACCUGCGCUGGCGAAUUGUUUGGCUAAGUGUAUUUUGAAUUUUUAACGAGAAAAACACUCGGCCCCCACAAUUCGGUCUCAGGCCCCGUCCACACGUAUCCGGAAAUUUUUGUAUCCGCAAAUUAUUUUUUAUGGAUACGAAAAUGUUUGCGUCCACACGCAGCGUAUUCGAAUCGUUUUCACCGUCCACACGUAUCCGUUUUCGUAAAAUUUGCGGAUACGGACACAAAACUGAUUUGCGGACAGGUGUGGACGCAACCCGUAUCCGUAAAAAAAAAAUUGCGGAUACAAAAAUUUGCGGAUACGUGUGGACGGGGCCUCAGAUUUACGUUUUCAAAUCUCCGACCGAYAAACUAAAUACUACGAAAUACUACGGUAUAUUUAGAGGAUAUUACAUGCUGGUGCUGGUGGGAAGAUAUGAGGUCUACUUUCGAGUCRGUGAAAAUAUUUCACGAGUAAGCGCAGCAGACGAGUUAAAUAUUUUCCAACACGAAAAGAUAAAUUUCACUUUCUUGAAGCCAAUGUUUAAUUUAAGGUGGAACCAAAUUAAUUCAGAGCGAAUUUUGGACAAUUUUAUUCUCGCUUCCUUCGCAAAACUACUGUGCGUCAAUUUAACUGUAUUUUUCAUAUAAAGUGCUUGGAUUAAGAGUUUUUAAAUGUUUAGCCUAUUAAGGCCGAGAAUCUAAUAGAAGCAGUAAGUUAGUAAGUAACAAGUAAGUCAAAGUAUAUAGUACGUCGCCCGUAAAGUCCUCCACUGGUCAUGAUUGUGAAGCACAUCGAGACCAUGUAAAAUGCGCUAUAUAAGAGCCCCGUUAUUAGUAUUAAGUCAGAGCAAUUUUUAUUUUAGAAAUUUGAAUAUGAUUAUACAAAGAACUAUGUUAUAAAUCCUAAGAUGUGCAACUGAUAAUGUAAUCUUACCAAACAAUUAAAUAACUCAAAUUUUAAAGUUUAAAAUGUCAAACUUUUGAAAACUAUACAAGGAUUAAAUAGCGAUUAUCACAUGUUAA